GUAUCCUUUGCGCCCUGUGUAUCGGGCGUAUGGCGAUCAGGGUUAUCUUGAGGGGGUGGAGCUGCGAGAUGACCAGAAGAAGUUGAGGCUGCGAUAUAAACUCAAUGAUGACUCGGAGACGUUCGAUCAAACUGCCACACAUAGCUCUAUGAGAGAGCAAAUACUGAUGGCGAAAACAGUCACGAACAAGUCUU
Molecule: messenger RNA, 194 nt
Organism: Perkinsus marinus ATCC 50983
Lineage: Eukaryota; Perkinsozoa; Perkinsida; Perkinsidae
Exons: 1
Biological process (GO): DNA-templated transcription
Cellular component (GO): nucleus
Source: RefSeq, a predicted model, not a curated record